AUGUUUCGACUUCUACUCGUCAGCCAACUGGUGGCCAUUUCGGUCACUAAGUGCCCCCCUCGCCCACUUUGCCCAUCGGGAUGGUCCUAUUCGGCCGAAGUGAAUAGUUGCUUUAAGAUCGUUUCCAAAGAUGGAGGCAUCGAUUCGGACUCGGCGACAGCUCUGUGCAAAGAGGCUGGCGGACAGUUGGCAUCGAUUCAUUCGGCUGAGGAGAACAACGUGAUCAUCGACUUGGCAAACACGGGACGGAACGUCACCACCGGAUAUCACACACUUGUCGGGGGAGUCAGAAAGGCGGGCGCCAGCCUGAAGGAGUUCACGUGGACCGACGGGAGUCCGUACGAUUUCCAGUUCUGGCACUCGCCCCAGCAGCCCGACAAUCGAGCCGGCAUUCAGAAUUGUCUUCAGAUCUACACCUCGAAUCAAGCCGCUUACCCAAGUGCCUUCACAAGAUGGGAUGACGCCGAGUGCAAUGCGAAGUUCAUCAACGCUGUCUGCAAGAUCUCCCUGGGUCAGGCCCCUUGCCCAGUUGGAUGGACCUAUCAACAGGCUUUCAAGAGCUGCUACAAAUCUAUCGACAGCGUGACUUUCGUCGAGGCCAAUGCCCAGUGCAAAGGGAUGGGCUCACAGCUGGCGUCGGUGCAUUCGAACGAGGAGAAUGCCUUUAUCAUCGAAUUCACAAAGCUUGGAAGAAACAUUAGCGACUACGAGGCUCAACCGUUGCUCGGUGGCAUGAGGACAGGCACUGGUGCUAAAGAUUGGACUUGGACAGACGGGACCCCGUUCGAUUAUCUCAAUUGGGUCGACGGGGAGCCGAAUAAUGCCGGAGGAAAGGAGUCUUGUUUGCAGGUGUACACGGAUCGAUGGGGCCUCGGCCCAUUCCGAGCCGCCCCACCCGGGGCGCUUAAUUACCUAAACAGAUGGAAUGAUUACCCGUGUGACGUCAAAUAUCGGAUUGCCCUCUGUAAACAACCGGCUAAA
Messenger RNA from Mesorhabditis belari, 981 nucleotides. NCBI's taxonomy places the organism in Eukaryota, Metazoa, Nematoda, Chromadorea, Rhabditida, Rhabditidae. The record is from the annotation of a GenBank genome assembly.